Gallus gallus (chicken) is the source of this 2781-nucleotide messenger RNA. RefSeq names its product leucine rich repeat containing 47 (gene LRRC47). Gene Ontology annotation, molecular function: RNA binding; phenylalanine-tRNA ligase activity; protein binding. Gene Ontology annotation, biological process: phenylalanyl-tRNA aminoacylation. The record is from RefSeq and is a predicted model, not a curated record. NCBI's taxonomy places the organism in Eukaryota, Metazoa, Chordata, Aves, Galliformes, Phasianidae. The coding region runs from base 11 to 1738 and encodes 575 amino acids. The transcript is spliced from 7 exons.
GUACGGCGCGAUGGCGGCGGUGUGGCCGGAGGUGGCGGCGGCGGCGCGGGAGCGGCGGAGGGAGCUGACGCUGCAGGGAGCGGCGGUGGCCGAGCGGGUGGCGGCGGGCGGCGGGCGGCUGCCGGCCGAGCUGCUGGCGCUGCCGCUGCUGCAGUCGCUGCAGCUGAGCGGCUGCGCGGCGCUGAGGGAGCUCGGCCCGGGGCUGGCGGCCGCGCUGCCCGCGCUGCACACGCUGGUGCUGAGCGGUAACGCGCUGGGCCCCGCCGGGCUGGGCGCGGGGCUGGGCGGGCCGCUGCCGGCCCUCCGCCUGCUCGACCUGUCCGGGAACGGGCUGGAGGCGCUGCCCGCCGCGCUGGGCGGCGCGGGGCCGCCGGAGGAGGAGGGCGGGGAGCCCGCGGCCUUCCCGCAGCUGCGCAGCCUCAACCUGAGCGGGAACCGCCUGCGGGAGCUCGGCCCGGGGCUGGCGAGGGCCGCGCCGCAGCUGCAGGAGCUGCUGCUGUCCGGGAAUCGGCUCCGCGCGCUGCCCGGGGCGCUGCUGCCGCCCGCCGACGCCGCGCCGUUCCCGCUGCUCAGCCGGCUGGAGGCGGCCGACAACGAAGUGGAGGAGCUGAGCCCGGACAUCGCCGCGCUGCCCGCCCUGAAGAGUCUGGACGUGGCCAACAACCGGCUGAGCGCGCUGCCCGCCGCCUUGGCCGACUGCCCCCGCCUGAAGGACGCCAACCUGCGCGGCAAUCCGCUGCGCGACCGCCGCCUCGAGAAGAUGGUGAACGGCUGCCAGACGCGGGCCGUGCUGGAAUACCUGCGCUCCAAGGGCCGCGCCGACGGCGGCCGCGAAGAGACCCGCAGGAGGAAACGGGAGAAGCCGCAGAAGAAGGACGGCGGGGACGGGGAGCGCGACGAGGCGGAGGCCGUCGGGAAGCUGCUGCUGAAGGUCCUCCACGUGGGCGACGGCCCCGCGCCGAUGGUGGUCCGGGCGAGCCCGGGCGUCAGGGACGUGCGGCCCUACAUCGUGUGCUGCGUGCUCAGAGGAGUGCAGCUGCGGCCGGGGAACGCCCUGCGGAGGUUCCUGAGCGCUCAGACCAAACUGCAUGAAGAUAUAUGUGAGAAACGGACAGCGGCCACGAUUGCCACCCACGACCUGCAGCUGGUCAAAGGGCCCCUGACGUACGGCGUGCAGCCUCCCGCUGAGCUGAAGAUAACGCCCCUGGGCCGAAAGGAGAUCAGAGCAAAGGAUCUCCUCCGUCAGCUGCAGAUGGAAGCGGAGGAGCAGAGGAAACAGAAGAAGCGUCAGAACGUUUCUGGACUGCACAGGUAUCUGCAGUUAUUGGAUGGCAAAGAUAACUACCCGUGUCUCGUGGAUGCUGAAGGUGUUGUGAUUUCUUUCCCACCAAUAACCAAUAGCGAGAAAACAAAGAUCAGGAAAACCACCCGGGAUCUGUUUCUGGAAGUGACGAGCGAUACGAGUUUACAGAUCUGCAAAGAUGUCAUGGAUGCUCUCAUUCUGAAAAUAGCAGAACUGAACAGAUUCACCCUGGAAAACAAGGAGGAAGGCUCGGGCUCAGAUGAUGAAUCGGACGCUCUUUGUGGACCAGUGAAUGUGAACCCCAACCAGAACACGCAGCAGCCGCUGGUGGUGGAGCAGGUUCGAGUGGUGGACAUGGAUGGAAACCUGAAAGUGCUUUAUCCUUCAAAAACUGACCUGGCCACAGUGUCCUCCCUGCUGACAGUAAUACGCUAACUGCUAUCAAAGAUGAGAAAAUCACUCUGUUUUCUUUUUCUGCUUUCCAUAUUCAAGAAUGCAACUUGUACGCAGUGAGGGUGUCUUAAAGAAAAGAUGCAGUGAACCCUGCCUGGCUAUGUAGAACACCUACAGUCUGAUCAAGUCCUGGCAGGGAGGGUUGCAUUCUCUCUCAGCCUUAGGAGAAAGUCAGCGGCAUCUGCCAAUGCAAACUUAAAAGCAGGGAGGAUAUUCCAAGUCAGAAUCCACCAGCUUGGAAGAGAAUCAUUAUGAUAUUUUAGUUUAUAAAACAAAUGCAGUCGUAUUUCUCUGCAAGGUUACUGUUCCUUCCUGGUGCUUCAGCUGCAUUAUCAUCUUAAUAGCUGAACUGAGACAUCCAGUAGGUGACAGCACUGGUGCUGUUAUGUGCUGUAUGCCAGUGCUGAAGACAGGAUGCAGAAGUGCUCAGAACAUCUCAUUUUGCAUAAUUUCAUAUCUGGGGUACCCAUAAAACUGACAAUUCUGUGUAUUUUAAAUAUUUUAAACCUUAAUGCUGCCAGAAUCUGAGCAGUGUAUAGCACAGCUUUCAUUUUUAAGUGAAGUCAGUAGAACUGACUGCAGGGGUUUGCGUUUCCCAGUGCAUUGUAGAGCCACGCUCCAUCCUUGUGGAAGCACCAGUUGUGAAUUUAUUGUGUACCCACUGAGUUAACUGCUGGUCGAGCACUGAAUUUGUUCUUGCUUGUGAAACUGAGCCCCAUUCAGAGGGCUAUUGCUAUGUCAACACUGCUCCCCAGAACGUAAACCCUCCUGUCGGAGGUGACCCCACUUCUACGCUCCAGUUUGGUGAGCGUUGGGCACACUGUCCAACAUGCAGAUAGUUGGAGUGGUUUGGGUUUUUGCAGUCUGGGUGAUGCUUGCAGCCGGGCUGUUGUCUGAAUGUAAACCUCUCCAUCCAUAAGCUAGGGCGAUCAGAGUUCUUGUUCUAACUGAGCUCUAUAGAUAGCACAUCAAAUACGGCCACGCGUUGCGUACUGAAUGGAGAAAUAAAAUGGGUCUUGCAGUCA